Carassius auratus (goldfish) is the source of this 2451-nucleotide messenger RNA. RefSeq names its product T-lymphoma invasion and metastasis-inducing protein 1-like. The record is from RefSeq and is a predicted model, not a curated record. Gene Ontology annotation, molecular function: guanyl-nucleotide exchange factor activity. The transcript is spliced from 7 exons. Gene Ontology annotation, cellular component: plasma membrane; cytosol. Lineage: Eukaryota; Metazoa; Chordata; Actinopteri; Cypriniformes; Cyprinidae. Bases 409 to 2412 code for a protein of 667 amino acids. Gene Ontology annotation, biological process: small GTPase-mediated signal transduction; activation of GTPase activity.
GAGGGGGGAGGUGAGAAGGAGAGGGGGAGGAGAAGCAAAUGGAGGAACGGGGAGGGUUGUGCAAAUGGGUGAGAAAGAGAGCGGUAGAGAGUGCACACACACCCCUUUCUGCGAUCUCAGCGGACAGACUCAUCCUCACAGUGUGUUGUGGAGUUGUGAUAGACAAGAGACACAGAGACGUGCAGGAUUACAGCCAGUACUUGGAGGAAACAUUACCUGUAUGAACUGCACUAGAAGACAUUCAAACUCCUGAUAUUUAGAUACUUUACUAAGGAACAAAAACGGACCUAGGAUUUACCUCUGAGAGAAAACUGCCUUAAGGCUGAUCAGGACCAUGAGGUCAAUAAAUAGGAACAUGGCUGUCUUGAAAUGCAUCUGAUCCACUGGUUCUGCCUCAGACGUUAAACAAUGGGAAACAUAGAGAGCCAAAAUGGUGACCACGCCUACUAUGGUGAGGGGCAGGGCCAUCUCUCACGAAAGCACAUGACCCGAUCACUUCGCAUCUCUAACAAGCAGUCUCGGCGAUCACGUCAUGCCUCAUCCAGCAAGGCUGAACACCGCAACUCUGAGACCAGCACAAAAUCAAGCAGCACCCCUUCCAUCCCACAAUCCCUGAGUGAAAAUGGCCUGGAACCUUUCAAUGAGAAGAAUGCGUUGGAGGGCUAUAGAGGCACCAUUUGGGUGGAUAAGAUGGCCAUGAACUUGCGGCCGAUGUCCUUCCACGACAACAUGGGGGAUCCUACCACCACACCAGGCUCUGAAGACGGAGUGGAGUUGGACACAGUGGUGGCAGACAAUUGUGAUUAUGAAGGACUUUUCACAGGUGAGGACACGUAUCUUCAGAGGACCAGAGAUGGUCCUCGGGAAGGCGGCAGCUUUAUGAAGAAGCGCUCCAAAUCUGCUGACAUGUGGAGAGAGGAUUCCAUGGAGUUUUCCUUGUCGGAUCUAAGCCAAGAGCAUCUGACAAGCACAGAGGAGAUUAUAGGGACAAAUGAGGAAGAAGACAAAGGCUUCACCAACUGUGGAGGUCGCCGUCGCACCUCCAGCCCACGGACACUUGAGAGUCACUCAGGAGAGAGAGCCAACUCUUUAGACGAACUUUGCACACAGAGGCUACCUCCUCUUCGGGGCUCCCACCAUCUCUAUAAUGGUCACAAUCCUGAGAGGAAGCAGGGGGGUGUAAUGAACGGUGAGAUCUUGUCUCCUGCGGAGGAGGAAGGGAACGCAUAUGGAGCAUACACUCUUCCUUGUCGUCGUUCUCACUGCCUGUCGGAAGGACGGUCCAAUCACCAGACUACCAUCUGCUCACGUAUGCAGGGACGGCGGGCACAAACAACACAUGAUAUCACGGCCGGUGAGGGCAGCGAGUAUGGAGACAGCGGUAUUGACGGAGGCGCAGCUGAAGUCGAGCAUUCCUCACGCCGUUGCAAGGCAAUGUCUGCGUCCUUCUCUGUCUACUCUACUGCUAGCGGAAGCAUCUUUGCAGGAAGUGACAGCGGCAGUAGCAGCGGAGGUGGAGGAGACCGGGAACGUCAACCGGGUGGAGAUCAAGGCGUUUAUGAGAACUUCCGUCAGGAGCUGGACUUGAACUCCCGGCAGACGUGGGAUUGCCUCGAAGAGGCAGUUUCGGCUGCUAGCGAUGAGAGGAGCAGUGGAACGCUAAGCUCCAUUUACCCCUCAGACAUUCUAAUUAGCACGGUGCAGGGCACUGUGCGGAAGGCCGGCCUGCUGGCUGUGAAGAACUUCCUGGGCCACAAAAAGAAUAAGAGGGUGGAGCCAGCAGCGAAAAGGAAAUGGAAACAGUACUGGGUAUCACUCAAAGGAUGCACUCUGUUUUUUUACGAAACGGAUGGACGUUCAGGGAUUGACCACAACAGCAUCCACAAACAUGCAGUCUGGGUGGAGAACAGCAUUGUUCAGGCUGUCCCAGAACAUCCCAAGAAAGACUUUGUGUUUUGUCUGAGCAAUGCACUGGGAGAUGCCUUCCUCUUCCAGACAUCAGGUCAAACCGAGCUGGAAAACUGGAUAACCGCGAUCCACUCAGCCUGCGCCGCAGCCGUCGCCCGUCAGCACCACCGCGAGGACACCGUACGAUUGCUGCGCUCAGAGAUCAAGAAGCUUGAACAAAAGAUCGACAUGGAUGAGAAAAUGAAGAAGAUGGGCGAAAUGCAGCUCUCUGCCGUCACUGAUGGGAAGAAGAGGAAGACUAUCCUAGAGCAGAUAUUCCUCUGGGAGCAGAAUUUGGAGCAGUUUCAUAUGGACUUGUUCCGGUAUCGCUGUUACCUGUCCAGCCUGCAAGGCGGCGAGCUUCCAAAUCCAAAGCGCCUACUCGCCGUUGCUUCCCGCCCCACCAAACUGUCCAUGGGUCGUCUUGGCAUUUUUUCAGUAUCAUCAUUCCAUGCCCUGGUAUGAAAUACACACAUACAUACAAACCUCCACGCUCUCAAAACA